UCUAAAACAUAUGGUUCAUUGCCUCAAGGACUGACUCUAAAACAAGAUGGCGCUACAACCUUUUCGGGACGAGCAGUUACACUAUUUCAAAUUCGCCUCCAUUGUACUGAAUGAGUUCCCAAAGGCCUUACGUAAGCCGUUCAAGUUCAUGUGGGACAACAGAUUGACACAUCAUCCCGGUCACCAAUUGUGGGAUGACUCCACUACAGUUAGAAAUUUAUUUCUCGCUUUAGAGGGUGGCCCUGGCAAAACCAGAGUUCCCACAAAUGUCUCCUAUGAAGAAUGGGAUUGUACCGCCCUGUUCCAGGCCACCGUCUACGCCAAGUCUUUUGCUUUGCCAGACAGUACAGGUCAUCACAAGACGCUAAAUGAGCUGUUCAUUAAACCUCGAAAACUGGCUCAGGGAGUGUUCCAUGCUUCGGUGACGAGCUCGAGCGGAAACAAUGAAGAAACUUUUGCUCUUGCGAUUGAUCAGCUUCGACUCUUAAGAAACUCGCUUUGUCACUCGAACACCUCUGAAAUUGUUAAAGCCACCUUUGACCAGUACGUACAGUACGCUAAAGACGCAUUCAAUGCUCUUGGUGUCAAGACGGACCCUAUUGAUGCCAUUGGUGGUUUAAAAGAGUCAGAAUUACCAACAAAUGAGGUUCGUAAACUAGAAGAACGUAUCAGACAGGAAUCUCGGGCUAUUGUAAGUUUUCUACGAGAACAGAUAAGUUUUCUACAAGAACAGAUAAGUUUUCUACAACAACAGAAUCAAUUUCAACACCAACAUAUCAGUUUUCUAGAACAACGUGUGAGCUUGGAUUUGAAAGCCUUGAUGAGUCACAGUAUGGAAAAAUUGCCAACUAAAGACGAAAUGCUAAAUAUGCUGGCACAAGUGGCCACUUCUAAACAGGAGCCAGAUGUUGCUCACCAGGACAGGAAACGGAAAGAAAACGCUAGCUCACCACGAGGCGUCUGGAGGAAAGAAAUUUCAACUGUGGUUUCAUAUCUCAAGUCAAGUGACUUUGUCUCAGCUCUUCAGUCUGCACAACGUUCAACAGACACCACACGAAAGCUUUUUGGAGAAGAGGACCCUAGCACAGCUAACAUGUAUUUGUUACUCGGGAGCCUACAAAGGCACGAAGGUAACUUUACAUCAGCUCUUCACUCUUCCCAGCUUGCACUUUACAUAACUCGAAAGUUGUUCGGCGAAGCACAUUCAGACACAGCCCAAAGCUACCUUUCUCUUGCGCUCGCACAACAUUCUUUAGGCGAUUAUGAUUCAGCACUUGAGUCUGCCAAGUGUGCCCUGGACAUCAGACGACAGUUAUUCGGCGAGGAUGACUCAAACACCGCAGAGAGUUACUAUGUUUUAGGGGUCUUACAGCAUUCCAUGGGUAAAUAUACCUUAGCCCUUCAGUCUAAACAACGAGCCCUUCACAUAAGAAGAAAGUUGUUCGGCGAGGAACACUCAGACACAGCUCAAAGCUACGAUUCCGUAGGGGUCACACAACAUUCCUUGGGUCAUCAAAGAUCAUCCCUUCAUUCUAAACAGCGAGCCCUUGACAUAAGAAGAAAAUUGCUCGGCGAGGAACACUCAGACAUAGCUCGAAGCUGCGAUUCCGUAGGGGUCACACAGCAUUCCUUAGGUGAUCUUACAUCAGCCCUUCAGUCUAAACAACAAGCCCUUGACAUAAGAAGAAAGCUGUUUGGCGAGGAACACUCAGACACAGCUCGAAGCUACAAAUCCAUAGGGGCCACACAGCAUUCUAUAGGUGAUCAUAUAUCAGCCCUUCAUUCUCAACAGCGAGCCCUUGACAUAAGAAAAAAGUUGUUCGGCGAGGAACACUCAGACACAGCUCAAGGCUACGAUUCCGUAGGGGUCACACAGCAUUCCUUAGGUGAUCUUACAUCAGCCCUUCGGUCUAAACAACGAGCCCUUGACAUAAGAAGAAAGUUGUUUGGCGAGGAACACUCAGACACAGCUCGAAGCUACGAUUCCGUAGGGGCCACACAGCAUUCCUUAGGUGAUCUUACAUCAGCCCUUCAUUCUCAACAGCGAGCCCUUGACAUAAGAAGAAAAUUGCUCGGCGAGGAACACUCACACACAGCUCAAAGCUGCGAUUCCGUAGGGGUCACACAGCAUUCCUUAGGUGAUCUUACAUCAGCCCUUCGGUCUAAACAGCGAGCCCUUGACAUAAGAAGAAAGUUGUUUGGCGAGGAACACUCAGACACAGCUCGAAGCUACAAAUCCGUAGGGGCCACACAGCAUUCCUUAGGUGAUCUUACAUCAGCUCUUCAUUCUCAACAGCGAGUCCUUGACAUAAGAAAAAAGUUGUUCGGCGAGGAACACUCAGACACAGCUCGAAGCUACGAUUCCGUAGGGGCCACACAGCAUUCCUUAGGUGAUCUUACAUCAGCCCUUCAGUCUAAACAACGAGCCCUUGACAUAAGAAGAAAGUUGUUCGACGAGGAACACUCAGACACAGCUCAAAGCUACGAUUCCGUAGGGGCCACACAGCAUUCCUUAGGUGAUCUUACAUCAGCCCUUCAUUCUAAACAGCGAGCCCUUGACAUAAGAAGAAAGUUGUUUGGCGAGGAACACUCAGACACAGCUCAAAGCUACCAUUCCUCUCAUCAGCGAGCCCUUGCUAUAAGACUUAAGUUGUUCGGCGAGGAACACUCAGGUACAGCACAAAGCUAUUAUUCCGUAGGAGUCACAAAACAUUCUUCAAGUGACUACACCGCUGCCCUUCAGUCUAAACAGCAAGCUCUUGGCAUGAGAAGAAAGUUGUGCAGAGAGGAACAUUCCGACACAGCUUAA
This is a messenger RNA of Stylophora pistillata, 2809 nucleotides long. RefSeq lists its product as uncharacterized. The record is from RefSeq and is a predicted model, not a curated record. Gene Ontology annotation, molecular function: protein binding. Lineage: Eukaryota; Metazoa; Cnidaria; Anthozoa; Scleractinia; Pocilloporidae.